CAAGGUUAGAAUCCAAGCAACUAUGUGGAUCCUAACAGAGUUUUCUGCUGAUGAUAAAAAUGCAUUCCACAAACCAGUAACUUUAGGUAAAAAUGACGAAGAUCUGAGUAUCCAUUAUUAUUAUUUAUGUUAUUCCAAAAUUGAUUCAGCUUAUACUAAAACUUUAGAAGAAAUCUUGGAAUAUUUCGAUAUUGAUAUUGAACAUGGUUUAACUGAAAAGCAACUUCAAGAAGCAAUUGAAAAAUAUGGAAAAAAUGAACUCCCUCAAGAAGAAUCUACCCCUUUGAUAGAACUUAUUUUAGAACAAUUUAAAGAUCAGCUCGUAAUCAUCCUUUUGGUUUCUGCUGCAAUAUCUUUUGUUCUUGCCUUAUUUGAACAAGAAAAUGAACAGGGAACAGCUUUUGUUGAGCCAAUUGUCAUUCUUUUAAUUUUAAUUGCAAAUGCUACUGUUGGUGUGCUACAAGAAACUAAUGCUGAAAAGGCUAUUGAGGAAUAUUCACCUGAUGAAGCAAAAGUUUUACGUAGUGGUCAUCCCUUUAAAAUCCAUUCAUCUGAACUUGUCCCUGGUGAUAUUAUUGAUAUUGCUGUGGGUGAUAAGAUACCUGCUGAUGCUCGCUUAUUAAAGAUUAGCUCUUCCACCUUUCGUGUUGAUCAAUCUCUAUUGACUGGUGAAAAUGCUAGUGUUAACAAAGUCACUGAAACAAUCAAUGAUCCAAAUGCUGUGAAACAAGAUCAAAAAAAUAUGUUAUUUUCGGGGACUACAGUUGUGUUAGGAAAAGGCCGCGCAGUUGUAGUUCAGACAAGAUCAAGAACUGCAAUAGGAAAUAUUCACAAAAGUAUUGCAACACAAAUAUCUGAAAAAAUUCCUUUAAAACGUAAAUUGGAUGAAUUUGGUGAUUUACUUGCUAAAGUUAUAUCAGUUAUAUGUGUUCUUGUAUGGAUUAUAAACAUUCGUCAUUUCAAUGAUCCUUCACAUCAUAAUUGGAUUAAAGGUUCUAUUUAUUAUUUCAAAAUUGCUGUUGCAUUAGCUGUUGCUGCAAUACCUGAAGGAUUGGCUAUAGUUAUUACUACAUGUUUGGCUUUGGGCACCAAAAAAAUGGCAAAAAGAAAUGCUAUUGUUCGUUCUCUUCCAUCUGUAGAAACAUUAGGUUGUACCAGUAUUAUUUGUUCUGGUAAAACUGGCACUCUCACUACAAACCGUAUGAGUGUAUCAAGGAUACUUGUUGUAUUUAAUGAAUUCCGUGAAUUCCAAGAAUAUUAUAUUGAGGGUUCAAAUUAUUCACCGCAUGGUAAUAUUUUUACUUCUGAUGACAAAAUUGUUGAAUCGCCACUUCCUUUAACCAAUUCUUGUGUAAAUGAUCUGGCUCAAGUUUGUGCAUUAUGUAAUGAUUCACAUAUUUUCUAUGAUGAUGCAACUUCUACAUAUCGUAAUGUUGGUGAACCCACUGAAGCUGCUCUCAAAGUUCUUGUUGAAAAACUUGGUACUGAUAACCCUUAUUUCAAUUCUGUUCUUUUUGCUUUAUCAUCAAAAGCUCGUACAACUGCAUGUAAUGAUUAUUAUGCUACACUUGAAUUUUCACAUGAUAGAAAAUCAAUGUCUGUACUAGUACAAUCAAAAAAAAAUAAUUCUUCAUAUACAUUACUUGUAAAAGGUGCACCAGAAUCUAUACUUGACCGUUGUAAAUUUGUACGUUUAUCAUCAGUGAUUUGUCCUGCAACUUCAGAAUUAACUCCUAAAAUUAGAAAAGGAUUAAAUGAAAAAAUUUUAGAAUAUGGUAAACAAGGUUUACAUGUUUUAGCUAUUGCCAGAAUUAGUGGAUUGACAUCAUCAUCAUUGUGCGAAUAUGAUUUUAGUGAUCCUAGUACAUUUAUUCAGAUAGAACAAAACAUGACUUUUAUUGGGUUAGUUGGUAUGCUUGAUCCACCACGUCUUGAGGUUGCUAGGUCAAUAAAAAAAUGUAUAACUGCUGGCAUUCGUGUUAUUGUAAUUACCGGUGAUAAUAAAAAUACUGCUGAAGCCAUCUGCAGAAAACUUGGUAUAUUUGGUGAACAUGAAGAUUUAACAGGAAAAUCAUAUACUGGUAGAGAAUUCGAUCAAAUGUCAAACGAUGACAAAUUAUUAGUAGUAAAACAUGCUAGUUUAUUUUCAAGAACUGAACCAAUUCACAAAUCUGAACUUGUUUAUUUACUGCAAAGUCAAGGUGAAAUUGUUGCUAUGACAGGUGAUGGUGUAAAUGAUGUUCCAGCUCUCAAGAAAGCUGAUAUUGGUAUGGCAAUGGGAUCUGGAACAGAUGUUGCCAAGCUAGCUGCUGAUAUGGUUCUUGCUGAUGGUAAUUUUGCAUCUAUUGAGGGAGCUGUUGAAGAAAGUAGAUCUAUAUACAAUAACACUAAACAGUUUAUUCGCUAUUUAAUAAGUUCAAAUAUUGGUGAAGUUUUCAGUAUUUUCUUAACAGCAAUACUUGGUAUUCCAGAAGCAUUAAUUCCUGUUCAACUUCUCUGGGUAAAUCUUGUAACUGAUGGUCUUCCAGCUGUUGCACUUGGGUUUAAUCCUCCAGAUCAUGAUAUAAUGAGACGUCCACCAAGAAAUGCUCAUGAACCUAUUGUCGGAAAGUGGCUGUUCUUUCGCUAUCUUAUUGUUGGUACUUAUGUUGGUGCUGCUACGGUGUUUGCAUAUGCUUGGUGGUUUUUAUUUUAUGAAGAUGGUCCACAAAUUUCUUUUUAUCAAUUGUCUAAUUUUCACAGGUGUAAUGAAUUAUUUCCGGGAAUUGGUUGUGAAAUGUUUUCUAACAUAAUGUCUAUGCGUGCAACUACAAUGUCACUUUCUGUUUUGGUAACCAUCGAAAUGUUUAAUGCAACAAACUCUCUCAGUGAAAAUGAAAGUUUAUUAACCUUUCCGAUAUGGAGUAAUAUGUACCUUGUAUAUUCAAUUUGUCUUUCAAUGUCAUUACAUUUCAUGAUACUUUAUGUUCCAUUCUUUUCAAUGCUUUUUGCAGUUGUGCCUUUAACUUGGGCUGAAUGGCAAGCAGUCAUAUAUAUAUCAUUACCUGUUAUUUUUAUAGAUGAAAUAAUGAAAUUUUUGAGUCGUAUAUAUGUUGCUCCUCCAACAAAAAUCAAAGUUGAAUAA
Messenger RNA from Entrophospora candida, 3124 nucleotides. NCBI's taxonomy places the organism in Eukaryota, Fungi, Glomeromycota, Glomeromycetes, Entrophosporales, Entrophosporaceae. The record is from the annotation of a GenBank genome assembly.